Messenger RNA from Hydractinia symbiolongicarpus, 2036 nucleotides. RefSeq names its product nuclear transcription factor Y subunit gamma-like. Gene Ontology annotation, cellular component: CCAAT-binding factor complex; nucleus. The coding region runs from base 155 to 1225 and encodes 356 amino acids. NCBI's taxonomy places the organism in Eukaryota, Metazoa, Cnidaria, Hydrozoa, Anthoathecata, Hydractiniidae. The transcript is spliced from 10 exons. The record is from RefSeq and is a predicted model, not a curated record. Gene Ontology annotation, biological process: regulation of DNA-templated transcription. Gene Ontology annotation, molecular function: DNA-binding transcription activator activity, RNA polymerase II-specific; DNA binding; protein heterodimerization activity.
CGAGUGACCACGUUAAUCUAUUGUACUUUAAAAUGGGAGCCAACCAAAUGAACUUGUAGGCUUCGCGAAGAACCAACCACAUUGAACGCCAAAUAAUUCUGAGAAUUCAAUUCAAACAAAGAAAAGUUCAUUGGCAACUUUACAACAACACAGAAUGUCUGAUGCUGUAUAUGGUGCUCACCAGUCCAGCUCAGAAGCAGGUCAGCUGUUAGCAACGUUUUGGCCAAGAGUUAUGCAUGAUGUCCGGAAUAAACCUCUUCAAACCCAAAAAGCUGGAAGUAGAAAAGAUGAACCCAUUCAAGAAUUGCCACUGGCAAGAAUUAAAAAAAUAAUGAAGCAAGAUGGUGAAGUAAAAAUGAUCAGUGCAGAAGCACCAAUUUUGUUUUCCAAAGCAGCAGAGAUUUUUGUUAGUGAGUUAUCAUUACGAGCAUGGAUUCAUACAGAAGAUAAUAAAAGGCGUACUUUACAGCGUAACGAUAUUGCAAUGGCUAUCACAAAAUAUGAUCAGUUUGAUUUUCUUAUCGAUAUUGUGCCGAGAGAUGAAUUAAAACCAGCUAAACGCCAGGAAGAAGUUAUUCGACAACCCCCGAAUGUAAUGGCACCAGAGCAGGUCCAAUACUACUUCCAACUUUCCCAACUUCAACAACAAUCUGGUGCGACUGGGUCACAACCAGCUACAGCUUCAACACCUCAAAUAACCCAACUUCCGCCAGGUGCACAAAUUAUUCAACAACCAAAUGGUCAAAUCGUAAUUGCAGCGCAGGCCCAUCAAAUUGCAGCAUUGACUGCAAAUGCGACUAAUGCACCGCAACAAACUCAAAUAAUUCAAAUACCUGCUCAGGAUGCUACUCCGUCAGCAUCUGAAACACAACAUGUAUCCAAUACAGAACAACAACUUGUUCAAGCAAGCUCAGUUUCGCAACCUAGUGGACAGUUUACUGCAUCUGGUCAACAAUUACAUUAUGUUCGAAUUCCACAAUCAGCUUUGCAGCAAAGUGGAGGAGCAUCUAAUUUGAGUCAAGUUAUGCAACUUCAACAACAACAACAAACAUCACAGCAUCAACAGCAAGUUUCUUCAGCGGAAUCACAAAACAAUGGAUCAGAAACGAGACAACAAGAAAGCUCUUACUCACAAAUUUACCAGCAGUUACCUAGUGGACUACCAGCUGGUACAGUAUACGUUAUGUCUUCAUCUCAAGUUGCGAAUGAAAAUUCCCAAGAGUAGGAACCAUGAUGUGACAAAGUGUGGCAAAAAAAAAUGGUGACAGUGGUUGGGUAGUUUCGUCGCUGAAAAGUCCAACUAAUAUGAUCACUGAUAUUUUAGUUAACUCGAACUUUAUAACUGUAGUGACAAAUGCAUCAAAUAACAGUUGACUUAUAACAAACAGAAAAAUAUUCAAAUAUACAAAGUUUAUGUUAUGUUUAUUAAAAAGUGUAAACAAUGUGGAAAUCAGUUUGUUAUUAAUUGAUAUUACAUAUAAGAAUGACUGUGUUUAUAUGCAUGACUGGUGUACAAAAACGCUGUCAGAAGGUAUAAAGCAAAAUGGGAAAGUGAAUGUUUUUUAAGCAUGUAUAAAUUUAAAAACAGGUUUGGGUUUGCUUAGCAAACUUUUAUUUUCAGAUUAAAAAUAUGCUUAUGGUAUUUCAAAAAAUCUUGUUUUACAACAAUAGCAUUCUUCUGAGAAAAGACAUAUCAAUAAAGUUGAGUGUCGUCAUUAUGCUUAGCAUAUGCUAGUGUUCUUAGUAAAUCUGAGCCUGAAUAUGCUUAUAAACAUUAUGCUUAUAAAUAAACCGUGCAAUAGCCUAUCAUUUCGAAAAUAAUAAUUACCUGUGAUCUCGUUUUGUUGGUAGGAAAAGUCAAACUGAUAUUCAAACCUGAUUUUUGUUGCAACUUUUUAAAGGUUCAUAAGAUAUUGGAAAGCUCUAGUGAGUAGGGCGAUAUAAUUAUUUAUGUUUUUGGAAGAAUUAUUGUAAAUAUAUUUUAAUAUUAUUACUGAAAAAAUAUAGUGCGAAUGGAGUAUCGUUAAUUUGUAAAA